Molecule: messenger RNA, 2735 nt
Organism: Neolamprologus brichardi
Lineage: Eukaryota; Metazoa; Chordata; Actinopteri; Cichliformes; Cichlidae
Product: tyrosine-protein kinase CSK-like
Biological process (GO): protein phosphorylation
Molecular function (GO): protein tyrosine kinase activity; protein binding; ATP binding
Source: RefSeq, a predicted model, not a curated record
CUUGAAUGUGACGGGAAAAAGGAGUAGCGCAGAGCGAACUUGACUCAAAUUAAGUUUAAUCCUUUUUAAUUACUCACCGCGAUUUUACUGAGUAAUACUUAUCGCCGUGGCGGGAUUUUUUUAUUUCUCCCUCUAAACGGAAGGACGACACAAAAAAGGCGAUACAUCUGUGGAAGUUUACUUUGUUUUGCUGUCUUUUUUCAUUUAUACGUCUGUUUUGUAAAUAGUCUUGACUGGAGACGCAUCAACGCCGCUGUCUAUUGUUUUUUAGUCGAGUUUCGUUUGGUGCCGUUCAAGUUUUCUGAUCACCUGAGACAGUUUUCACUUCUUCCUCAUCAGGACUGGAUGUGUUUUGCGCUUCAGCAUCGACUGUCGGUUAUUUAUUGCGUGAAUGUGCUCUCCUGUAGAAGGAAAAACAAACGUGCGGAAUCACCUGUAAGCGCUUCAAAUCGGCUGCUUUCACCUGCAAACAGGUACUGCGUGCGCGUGUGUGUGUUUACCAGCUCUAAUGGUAGGAGCUAGCAAACCUCACCUGUGAGAGGAUCGAACCGCCUCACCAUGACAGAGGUCCAGAACCCAUGGCCUCAGGGCACAGAGUGUGUGGCCAGGUAUAACUUCAAAGGCACAACAGAGCAGGACCUGCCCUUUAACAAAGGAGACGUGUUGACUAUCAUUGUUGUCACAAAGGAUCCAAACUGGUACAAGGCUAAAAAUUCUGCGGGCCGCGAGGGAACGAUCCCAGCCAACUAUGUCCAGAAAAGGGAAGGUGUGAAAAGUGGGGGAAAACUGAGUCUAAUGCCGUGGUUUCAUGGCAAGAUAACUCGGGAUCAGGCGGAGCGGUUGCUUAACCCCCCUGAGACAGGCCUGUUCUUGGUGCGGGAAAGCACUAACUUCCCUGGCGACUACACUCUGUGUGUGAGCUGCGACGGUAAGGUGGAGCACUAUCGCAUUAUCUACCACAACGGCAAGCUCACCAUCGAUGAAGAGGUCUAUUUUGAAAACCUCAUGCAGCUUGUAGAGCACUACACCAAAGAUGCUGAUGGCCUCUGCACCAAACUAAUCAAGCCAAAGCUGGAGGAAGGGACGGUGGCUGCGCAGGAUGAAUUUUCCAGGAGCGGCUGGUCGUUGAGCAGAAAAGACCUCAAACUGCAGCAGGUUAUUGGAAAAGGAGAAUUUGGAGAUGUGAUGGUGGGAGACUACAGAGGGACCAAAGUAGCUGUGAAGUGCAUCAAAAAUGACGCCACAGCGCAGGCCUUUAUUGCAGAGGCUUCGGUCAUGACGCAACUACGGCACGAUAACCUGGUACAGCUGCUUGGAGUGAUUGUGGAAGAGAACGGAAGUCUUUUUAUAGUUACUGAGUAUAUGGCAAAGGGCUGUUUGGUUGACUAUUUACGUUCCAGAGGCCGGACAGUACUUGGUGGAGAAGCUCUCCUACAUUUUGCAUUAGACGUCUGUGAAGCCAUGGCGUAUCUGGAGACCAAUAACUUUGUUCACCGAGACUUAGCCGCACGAAACGUUCUCGUGUCAGAGGACAACAUGGCUAAAGUCAGUGAUUUUGGCUUGACCAAGGAGGCCUCUUCCACUCAGGAUACCGCUAAGCUCCCCGUGAAGUGGACGGCACCUGAAGCACUGAGAGAAAAGAAAUUUUCCACCAAAUCAGAUGUUUGGAGCUACGGUAUUUUGCUGUGGGAGAUUUAUUCUUUUGGCCGAGUUCCUUAUCCGAGAAUUCCAUUAAAGGAUGUAGUGCCUCGAGUGGAGAAAGGCUACAAAAUGGACUGUCCUGACGGCUGUCCUGAAGUCGUGUAUAACAUCAUGAAACAGUGCUGGAACCUGGAUCCCGCCGCCCGACCAAGUUUUCAGAUGUUGAAAGAGUGGCUUCAGCAUAUCACCCAAGGGAUGGGAAAAAGACAAUGAGGGAUCUGACAAAACAGACACAACAUAGAUCCUCUUUUUUUCAUUUUGACCACUGAGACCAUAACUGUGGAAUUAAAAAAAAAAAAUCUCACAAGGACUGUACAAUUUGGCAAAAUUCACAACAAAUACUGUUUUCUAGUGCUUUUUUAGCAAACAUCAGGUUGUUCAGACUGCAAUGACUUUCUUAGUCGAGUGGCGCCAUCAGGUUUGUCUCAUCUCGUCUUCUUGCACUUUGUUAUCCAGAGUGAAUGAUUAACUGUCAUCAACAAGUCUGUCCUUAGAACACAGUGCUGCCUCAGAACCAGUGCCUUGACGUGCUUCCACGUCUUUUUUUGUCCUUUACAUCAAUAUCCUUAACGUAAAGGUAGUGUCCUUUUAUUUUCACGAACCUGUAAAAAGUAACUUAAUUUGACUCAGCCGACUGAAUCUGUUUAAAACUGAAAGAUGCUUCAAUAGUAGAAUUGCAAUUUUGAUACGUCAUUGUCUUUUUUGGGGAAUUUUUCUCCUAAUGAUAUCAGGUACACCAUUUUUGCAUGAAUGUUGGAUUUUUUUUGCUUAAAGGACAAAAUUUCAAAGAAAGAAUAAUAAUUGUCCAACUUUAUCUUUUUUCUCUUGUAUGAUAUUAAAUGUUUUAUGACUACGUUUUCAUCCUCCCAUGAGUCGAAAAGGAAAAGGUUUUUCAUCUGACAUCCUAAAAUGUUUUAUCAGACAAUUUUUUGGGAUUUGAGCAAACUAUCAGGAUUUUGUCAGAAAGAGAAACAGAGAAUGUUAAUACUUGUACUGUACUGUCGUUUUCAACAAUAAAAAAACAAACAAAAAAA